AUGACAACGGCAACAGAAAUGGGGUCCACGAAAAUAACACCCGAGGUUCUGCAAGAGAUGCUACAACAUUACAAUUUAACGCGACAAGAGUUCAUCGAGUCUUACAACAUACAGCCGCUUGUCUACGUCCCCGAGUUGCCGUUGGGCGCUAAAACGACUUUCGUCAUCAUGUAUGCUGUCAUAUUCCUCCUGGCUUUGGUUGGGAACAGUUUGGUUGUCUACAUAGUGGUGCGUAAAAGAGCAAUACAGACCUCCACUAAUAUCUUCAUCUGUUCUCUGGCGGUGAGCGAUCUUCUUAUCACAUUCUUCUGUAUCCCGUUCACCUUGUUGCAGAACAUCUCGUCGGAAUGGCUCGGAGGUGUUCUCAUCUGCAAGACGAUUCCUUUUGUUCAGACUAUGGCCAUAGUGACGGGGAUUCUCACAAUGACCUGCAUCGCCGUGGAGAGGUACCAGGGAAUUGUCUACCCCUUGAAAAUGAGGAGGCAGUACACUCCGAAAAGAGCAUACAAGAUGCUAGGACUUGUAUGGAGUGCAUCAGUGGUUGUGGGAUCCCCAAUGCUGUUCGUACAGCAACUAGAGGUGAAGUAUGACUUCCUGUACGACCACCACCACGUGUGUUGUCAGGAGCGUUGGCGUUCCCUGAUCCACAGACAAGUGUACACCACCUUCAUCAUGGUAGCUCUGUUCCUGAUGCCCAUGGCAGCCAUGUUGUUUCUCUACACACGGAUAGGGAUAGAGCUGUGGUUCAGGAAGAGGGUGGGGGACUCCUCUGUCCUGAACACCAUGAACCACAGGGAGGUCAACAAAAUAUCCAGGAAGAAGAAGCGAGCUGUAAAAAUGAUGAUUACCAUCGUUCUGCUGUUCACAAUCUGUUGGGCUCCGUUUCAUACCGUUCACAUGCUGUUUGAGUACAACAACCUAGAGAAGAACUCUGACGAGGUGACGGUGAACAUGAUCAUCGCCAUCGUCCAGGCCAUCGGCUUCUCCAACUCCUUCAACAACCCGAUCAUCUACGCCUUCAUGAACGAGAACUUCAAGAAGAGCUGUGUGGCUACCUUGUCCCGCUGCCUCAGGAAGCCCUCCAACCACCAGGGCGGCGCUGUGGAGACGCCCAACAACCCCACUGUACUCUUUAUUAGACCACUGAAGAGGGAGGCCUUCUCAGAGACUGGAGGUGGGGCUAAUGGAGGCUUGGCGCAGGGCAUGCUGGAGAACGGUCCGUCUGUCUCCUCUCAGACCUCCUCAGCCUUAGCAGGGGAGAAGAUGACGGAGGACACUCAGCUGCCCAGUGAGCAGUGGAGAUCUGUUGAAAUAGUCUCCUUACAGUCUUGAAGAAGAAGCACUCCAGUCUUCUUCUCACCUCAUUUAUCCAAGUGUACAUUAUGGGAUAAAUUAGUACAGGUUCAGAAGUGUACCUUUUGGAAAAGGUACCCUAUUUAGGUUACCACCACAACGCAGUCUGUUCCUUUAAGUGGCAAAAAUGUACCACUAAAACAUUUUUUUGGGGUGUUGUUUUAAAAACUGUAUGGUGCAAAGCCUUAUUUGCAUAUUUCCCAGGGUGCCUUUCAAGUGAAUUGUAGAGUUACCAGUACCAUCAACGACUGUUUGCUAGUGACACAGACAGCAAAGUGAUAUGGAAUUCUCAUUGGAACGCAGCCAGAGUUAGAAUAUCCCCAAAUGUUUACUUUUAAAUCACCCUCAAACGGCAUUUAAAAUACAUUUACAUUUACAUUUAAGUCAUUUAGCAGACGCUCUUAUCCAGAGCGACUUACAAAUUGGUGAAUUCACCUUCUGACAUCCAGUGGAACAGCCACUUUACAAUA
Molecule: messenger RNA, 1823 nt
Organism: Oncorhynchus masou masou (cherry salmon)
Lineage: Eukaryota; Metazoa; Chordata; Actinopteri; Salmoniformes; Salmonidae
Gene: qrfprb
Product: pyroglutamylated RFamide peptide receptor b
Exons: 6
Coding region: 1-1332 (443 amino acids)
Biological process (GO): G protein-coupled receptor signaling pathway; cellular response to hormone stimulus
Cellular component (GO): plasma membrane
Molecular function (GO): neuropeptide Y receptor activity; peptide binding
Source: RefSeq, a predicted model, not a curated record